AUGCUGCUGAAGUCCUUCCACAUAUACACAGUUUGCUGCGGUCUGCUGCCGGCUCCUUUGCGAAAGCGAAGGUUCCUCGCGGGACGUCCGCUGAGGUGGUACCUCCUCUACACGGCCUGUCUGCAUGGAGUUCUCCUCGUCCUGCUGCCCUUCACGUUUCCCCACUACAUGUACUAUGAGAGCUACAUGAGCAGCAACCUGGUCCUCCAAUGGGUCUUCAAUUUAACCAAUAUCACAAGGAUACUGGCCAUGUUUUCGGGCGGUCUUAUGAUGUGGUUCAAAAGAAAGAGGCUCCUGGAAUUGGGUGACAGGAUUAUAAGUCACUGCCUGAAGUGCAGUAGACUGGAGGAUCCCUCAAGAAAGUAUACCAAGCUGAGAAAGAGAGUCCGGGGAGUACUUUGCCAGAUAUUUUUUGCCGCGAGCUUCAGCCUUUUGUCGGGCUUCUUAAUCCUGCUGGUAAUCGACACAGGAACUGGCUUUGGCAAAACAUCCAUGAUUACGGCGCACAUCGUGCAAUAUAUCUACAUAGUUGCUAUGAUGGCGGGUAUAUGUGUGAUCCUGGUAAUCCUCCACUGGCAGAACGAGCGGGUGCAAAUAUCUCUCGAGGACCUGUGCCUGUUCCUGAAUCAUGAAGAGCGUAACUCCCUAGUACUGUCCGAAAAUAAGGCCAGAAAGUCCCUGCACAACCUGCGCAAUCUCUUCCAGCUUUUUGCGGAGAAUCAGCGACUCGUUUUAGUAGCUUUUGAAACCCUGGACAUUCCCAUUGCCCUUUUGCUUUUGAAAAUGUUUGUGACAAAUGUGAAUCUGGUUUAUCAUGGAGUGCAGUUUGGAAAUGAAUCUAUAGAAACGUCGUUUUACACCAGAGUCCUGGGAGAGUUUGUGAUCAUUUCUCAUUACUGGAGUGCUGUUCUGGUAAUGACUGUUGUCGACGAUGUGACCCGUAGAAGUGACCUCGAAGUGGGAAACCGCCUGCGGGAGUUCAGUCACCUGGAGCUGGUCAAAAGGGACUUUCAACUGCAGCUAGAACUAUUCUGCGAUCAUCUGCGUUGCCAUCCGGCGACUUAUAAGGUCUGCGGACUGUUUGUGUUCAACAAACAAACCAGCUUGGUUUACUUUUUCUACGUCCUGGUUCAAGUCCUGGUGCUUGUGCAAUUCGAUUUGAAGAACAAGGUCGAUGAAAGACAUUAA
Molecule: messenger RNA, 1188 nt
Organism: Drosophila biarmipes
Lineage: Eukaryota; Metazoa; Arthropoda; Insecta; Diptera; Drosophilidae
Gene: Gr58a
Product: putative gustatory receptor 58a
Exons: 2
Coding region: 1-1188 (395 amino acids)
Biological process (GO): sensory perception of taste
Cellular component (GO): membrane
Source: RefSeq, a predicted model, not a curated record